AUGAGGCCCAUCAAGGGCAUCCCGGUCUACCCAAACCGGCCCUUCCCUUUUCUGGCCCACACGGGGCGACCCGAUAAGGAUCCCAAGAUUCGCGGGCCGCUUUACCACCACCAGCUACCCGGCUUUCCCUCCUCGUCUUCCUCCUCUUCUACGGGCCCGGGCUACUUUGCGAGCGGGCUGGAUAAUCAAAUGCCGCUCCUGAAUCUGGACCCGGGCACGCCGGGUUACCGGGGCGCCGGUGGGAGGUUGGGCUUUCAGAGCGGGUACCAAUAUGGUGUGGGGAUUGGGGCUCACGAGGGUAUUUACGGAAUAAAUUAUAAUCAUCAGACUCAUUAUCAUCAUAACCAUCAUAAUCACAAUCAUCAUCAUCAUGGGAUUAUGAGAUCGAGAUUCUUGCCUAAGAUUCCGGCAAAGAGGAGCAUGAGAGCUCCGAGGAUGAGGUGGACAAGCACUCUGCAUAGCCGGUUUGUACACGCCGUCGAGCUUCUCGGCGGCCAUGAAAGGGCGACGCCGAAAUCGGUGCUGGAGCUAAUGGACGUGAAAGAUCUGACGCUGGCUCAUGUGAAAAGCCAUUUACAGAUGUAUCGAACUAUUAAAACAACUGAUAAGGCUGCAGCUUCCUCUGGGCAUUCAGAUGGGUCCGGUGAGGAUGACCUAUCGACUAUCGGCAGCGGGAGCGAACGGGCCGGGCUCCGGCAAUUCUUGGACGAAAGAGGCCCAAAUUCAUCUGGGCCUCUACCGCUACCACAUGAACCUCAUGAUGAGAACUAUGCAUCGACCAACAAUUCUACAUUGUGGAGCAAUUCUUCCAGUAGCAGAGAGGGUUGGCUACAAAGCAAUGGUGGUGAAUCACAUAAUAGCCUCAUUGGCUCAUUGUCCUUUCCCUAG
Striga hermonthica is the source of this 888-nucleotide messenger RNA. The record is from the annotation of a GenBank genome assembly. NCBI's taxonomy places the organism in Eukaryota, Viridiplantae, Streptophyta, Magnoliopsida, Lamiales, Orobanchaceae.